CACUUUCCCUCUUAAAAAAAAAAAAGAAGCACGCAGCUCUAUAGAAUAUUAGAAUUAGGUACUCGCAUCCCUGUGCAAAUUUAUACAUUUGUUGGGGUGAUUUCAGAUGCGAUAGGGAGGUACUCCCGAUUCCUUCAUCAGAUCUGAGAUUUGGGGAGUUGGUUUGAAGAAAGAAAAUGUUGACAAAGUUUGAGACGAAGAGUAACAGAGUGAAGGGACUGAGUUUCCACAACAAGAGACCGUGGAUCCUUGCAAGUCUUCACAGCGGCGUGAUCCAGCUAUGGGACUAUCGAAUGGGGACUCUAAUCGACAGGUUUGACGAACAUGAUGGACCCGUUCGUGGCGUUCACUUCCACAAAUCUCAGCCGUUGUUUGUGUCUGGAGGAGAUGAUUACAAGAUCAAAGUUUGGAACUAUAAGAUGCAUCGGUGCCUGUUUACACUCCUUGGACACCUUGAUUACAUUCGCACUGUGCAGUUUCAUCAUGAGUAUCCAUGGAUUGUGAGCGCCAGUGAUGAUCAGACUAUUCGCAUAUGGAACUGGCAGUCGCGCACUUGCAUUUCUGUAUUGACGGGCCACAAUCAUUAUGUUAUGUGUGCCUCAUUCCACCCCAAAGAAGACCUUCUUGUAUCGGCCUCUCUAGAUCAGACUGUACGUGUUUGGGAUAUUGGUGCCCUGAGAAAGAAGACCGUCUCCCCCGCAGAUGACAUCCUGCGGUUGAGUCAGAUGAAUACAGAUCUGUUUGGCAGUGUGGAUGCUGUUGUUAAGUAUGUAUUGGAAGGUCAUGACCGGGGAGUCAACUGGGCUGCUUUCCAUCCUACUCUGCCUCUGAUUGUCUCAGGCGCAGAUGAUCGCCAAGUGAAGUUAUGGCGCAUGAACGACACAAAGGCUUGGGAAGUGGACACCCUGAGAGGGCACAUGAAUAAUGUUUCAUGUGUUAUGUUCCAUGCCAAACAAGACAUCAUUGUUUCCAAUUCAGAGGACAGAAGUAUCCGCGUGUGGGAUGUCACUAAGCGAACUGGUGUUCAGACUUUCCGACGAGAGCACGACCGAUUUUGGAUUCUUUCGUGUCACCCUGAGAUGAAUCUCCUAGCUGCUGGACAUGACAGUGGAAUGAUUGUUUUUAAGUUGGAGAGAGAGAGACCUGCCUUUGCAGUAAGUGGUGAUUCAUUGUUCUACGCCAAAGACCGGUUUUUGAGAUUCUUUGAGUUCUCAACUCAAAGGGAUACACAAGUUAUUCCAAUCAGACGGCCUGGGUCAACCAGCUUGAACCAGAGUCCUAGGACCCUUUCUUACAGUCCCACUGAAAAUGCUGUUCUUCUCUGCUCGGAUGUGGAUGGUGGAUCCUAUGAGUUAUAUGUCAUCCCUAGAGACAACAUUGGUAGGGGUGAUAACAUGCAAGAGGCAAAGAGAGGUAUUGGGGGAUCAGCUGUAUUUAUUGCUCGUAAUAGGUUUGCGGUGCUUGAAAAAAUCGGCAACAAAGUUAUAGUGAAGAACCUGAAAAAUGAGGCUGUUAAAAAUGUUGAACUCAAAUUUCCUGCGGAUGCAAUAUUCUAUGCUGGUACAGGUAAUGUGUUAUGUAGGGCCGAGGAUAGGGUGCAUAUUUUUGAUCUCCAGCAGAGGGCGGUUCUUGGUGAACUUCAAACACCUUUUAUCAAGUAUGUUGUUUGGUCUAAUGACAUGGAGUGUGUUGCCUUGCUCAGCAAACAUGCCAUCGUCAUUGCUGGCAAGAAGCUUGUGCACCAAUGCACUCUUCAUGAGACAAUCCGUGUAAAGAGUGGAGCAUGGGAUGAUAAUGGUGUUUUCAUUUAUACAACUCUUAAUCACGUUAAAUACUGUCUCCCAAAUGGAGAUAGCGGGAUAAUAAGAACCCUCGAUGUCCCAAUAUACAUUACAAAGGUUUCUGGAAACACUCUCUUUUGCUUGGAUCGUGAUGGGAAGAAUAGGUCAAUAGUUAUUGAUGCAACUGAAUAUAUGUUCAAACUGUCUCUGUUGAGGAAGAGGUAUGAUCAUGUUAUGAGCAUGAUUAGGAACUCACAACUUUGUGGGCAGGCAAUGAUUGCUUAUUUGCAACAGAAAGGAUUUCCUGAAGUAGCUCUCCAUUUUGUUAAGGAUGAAAAAACUCGGUUCAAUUUGGCACUGGAGAGUGGAAACAUUCAAAUUGCCGUCGCAUCAGCUAAGGAGAUUGAUGAGAAAGAUCACUGGUAUAAAUUGGGGGUGGAAGCACUUCGCCAAGGCAAUGCAGGUAUUGUGGAGUAUGCCUAUCAGAGGACAAAGAAUUUUGAGAGAUUGUCUUUUCUUUAUCUCAUAACUGGUAAUAUGGAAAAGUUGUCAAAGAUGCUGAAAAUUGCAGAAGUGAAGAAUGAUGUCAUGGGUCAGUUUCAUAAUGCCCUAUAUCUGGGUGAUGUCCAGGAACGUGUCAAGAUCUUAGAGAAUGUGGGCCACUUACCUCUUGCUUAUAUCACAGCUAAAACCCAUGGGCUGCAAGAUGCAGCUGAGCGAUUAGCUGCUGAGUUGGGAGAUAAUAUUCCGUCUCUACCAGAGGGUAAGGAACCCUCCCUUUUGAUGCCCCCGACUCCAAUCAUGUGUGCUGGUGAUUGGCCUCUUCUGAGAGUCAUGAAAGGCAUCUUUGAAGGUGGGCUGGAUAAUGUUGGUACGGGUGCUGCAGAGGAGGAAGAGGAUGCUGAUGGUGCUUGGGGUGAGGACCUGGAUAUGGUAGAUGCUGAUGGCCUAGAAAAUGGGGAUGUUACAGCAGUUUUGGAGGAUGGGGAAGGCGCUGAAGACAAUGAAGAAGAGGGAGGGUGGGAACUUGAAGAUUUGGAACUUCCCCCCGAGGCAGACACGCCUAGGGCUUCCGUCAAUGCUCGUUCUUCUGUGUUUGUGGCACCGACUCCUGGCAUGCCCGUUAGCCAGAUUUGGAUCCAGAGAUCAUCACUCGCUGCUGAACAUGCUGCAGCAGGCAAUUUUGAUACCGCAAUGCGUUUGCUGAGCAGGCAACUUGGAAUAAGAAACUUUGCUCCAUUGAAAUCUAUGUUUCUUGAUCUUCAUGCUGGCAGCCAUUCCUAUGUACGCGCUUUUUCAUUAGCUCCUGUUGUAUCACUCGCAGUUGAACGGGGACGGAAUGAGUCAGCUAACCCUAAUGUGAGGGGCCCACCAGCACUUGUGUUCAAUUUCUCUCAGCUGGAAGAGAAACUUAAGAUGGGCUAUAAGGCAACUACUUCUGGGAAAUUCACUGAGGCUCUUCGUGUCUUCAUUAGCAUUCUUCAUACCAUUCCUCUGAUUGUUGUUGAGUCAAGGAGGGAAGUUGAUGAAGUCAAGGAGCUGAUUAUUAUUGUCAAAGAAUAUGUUUUGGGUUUGAAAAUGGAACUAAAGAGGAGGGAAUUAAAAGAUGAUCCAGUACGUCAGCAGGAACUUGCUGCCUAUUUCACCCAUUGCAAUCUGCAAAUGCCUCACUUACGCCUUGCUUUGCUAAAUGCAAUGACUGUGUGCUACAAGGCAAAGAACCUUGCUACUGCUGCUAAUUUUGCCCAGCGGCUAAUAGAGACGAACCCCCAAAAUGAGACUCAAGCUAGGACAGCAAGGCAAGUGCUGCAGGCUGCUGAGAGGAACAUGAAUGAUGCAUCGGAGCUCAAUUACGAUUUUAGAAACCCAUUUGUCACCUGUGGAGCAACUUAUUUGCCAAUUUACCGGGGACAGAAGGAUGUUUCCUGCCCUUAUUGUAGUUCCCGGUUUGUGCUAAGCCAGGAAGGGCAGCUCUGCUCUGUUUGCGAUCUUUCAGUGGUUGGAGCAGAUGCUUCUGGAUUGCUCUGUUCUCCUUCCCAGAUACGAUGAUCAAGCUCUUUAACCGGGAAAUUUUGAUAAGAUUUUAGAUCUCCCUUUUGGCGGGAAGAGCAGUCACGUUGCAGGAUAAAGGUAAGAUACUGAAGAAGAAUUGAUUUUCUUUUUGAAUUGUUUGUGCUCUCCUUUAAAUGACUUCUUUUUGUUAUUCUUUGUCAGUAUGCUAUGAUUUUAAUGUAAUAAACAACUUGAGAAUUUUUAGUUAGUCUCUCUUCUUUUUCGUUGUUCAUAGACAAGAAUAGCGGACCCCCUGUUAAAUUAGUUGAUUAUAGGCAGGACGAUAUUGCAUGUCUAUGUAUGGAGAUGUCUUCUAGCAAAUUUGCUUAUUUGUUGGACGAGUUGGGGUUUAUAUUGGUUGUAGGUGAAUGUAAUACCAUGAUAUUAUUUACACAGCCAGUUUGGAUAAUUGAAAAUUUGCAGUUGUUACAGUAAUGUAUCCGAAUAUGAGUUUGUUGCCAAGUGUGAAUGUGUAUACAUGUUUUCGUGUUCUUA
Molecule: messenger RNA, 4328 nt
Organism: Tripterygium wilfordii
Lineage: Eukaryota; Viridiplantae; Streptophyta; Magnoliopsida; Celastrales; Celastraceae
Product: coatomer subunit alpha-1
Exons: 4
Coding region: 177-3830 (1217 amino acids)
Biological process (GO): intra-Golgi vesicle-mediated transport; endoplasmic reticulum to Golgi vesicle-mediated transport; retrograde vesicle-mediated transport, Golgi to endoplasmic reticulum
Cellular component (GO): COPI vesicle coat
Molecular function (GO): protein binding; structural molecule activity
Source: RefSeq, a predicted model, not a curated record